AUGAUGCAGCCCGCCGUGAAUCUCCGCGCCUUUGCUCGCCCUCCGCCGCGUGGCUUCGGAUUCUCCUGCGCUCGGCAGCCCGUCGCCGACCUGCCCGCCCGUCUUCGAACUCCGCCCCCCAGCAUCGGAAUCGGAUUCUCCUGCGCUCAUGUGGCCGCCGACGACGUGCCCGCCCGUGUUCGACCUCCGCCUCCCGGCUUCUCCCAUCCCAUCAACGUGCUCCCGCCAUCUCCCUGCAAGAUCCCCGUGCCACCGAAGCUCCCAAAGCGUGUCUCCGACAACGACGAGUCCUCCACGAAGCGUCAGCGGCUGUGCUCCGACUACGAAGACGACAUCUACGCCAACCUCCGGCGGACGGAGCAGAACCCAGAGGAGCGGCCGCGGCCGGACUACCUGAAGACGGUCCAGAAGGACCGGGUGACCCCAUCGGCACGAGCCCGCCUGAUCGGAUGGAUGGACGCGUUCGUCCGGCACCACGACCUCGUCGACGGCACGCUCCACCAGGCCGUCGCCUACGUCGACCGGGUCCUAUCGACGCGAGCCAUGAGCGCUCCUACCGACUACGAUCUCCGUCUCCUGGGCGCCGUGGCCGUCUUCGUGGCCGCCAAGUACGAGGACGGCCAGCGCACCGUGCUCAAGCUAGACCCAGACAAGAUCGCCUGGUACGGCGGGUUCGCCACGAGAAAGGAGGUGCUCGACAUGGAGCGCCACAUGGUGGCGGCGCUCGGGUACCAGCUCAGCGGCCCCACGGCGCACAUCUUCGUCAGCCGCUUCACGAGGCACGCCCAAGGAGAGGACGAGCUCAAGAUCCAGCGCAUAGCGCAUCGCUACGCCGACGAGUCGCUGCGCAACUACGCCUGCCUCGGCUACCUGCCGUCCCUCGUGGCGGCGUCGGCGAUCUACCUGGCGAGGUUCGCGCUAAGACGGCUGGACGUACGGCCGUGGAACGCGGCGUUGGAGGAGCUCACGGGGUACGGCGCCUUGGACUUGGCUCUCUGCAGGCGUGCUAUGUACUACUUCUCGGAGUCGCUCAGUUGUGACCCUCAAUGUUGA
Lolium rigidum is the source of this 1053-nucleotide messenger RNA. Its product is annotated as cyclin-F2-2-like. Gene Ontology annotation, biological process: mitotic cell cycle phase transition; regulation of cyclin-dependent protein serine/threonine kinase activity. Gene Ontology annotation, molecular function: cyclin-dependent protein serine/threonine kinase regulator activity. The record is from RefSeq and is a predicted model, not a curated record. The transcript has a single exon. The coding region runs from base 1 to 1053 and encodes 350 amino acids. NCBI's taxonomy places the organism in Eukaryota, Viridiplantae, Streptophyta, Magnoliopsida, Poales, Poaceae. Gene Ontology annotation, cellular component: cyclin-dependent protein kinase holoenzyme complex; cytoplasm; nucleus.